Molecule: messenger RNA, 1122 nt
Organism: Gastrolobium bilobum
Lineage: Eukaryota; Viridiplantae; Streptophyta; Magnoliopsida; Fabales; Fabaceae
Product: probable inactive patatin-like protein 9
Exons: 2
Coding region: 1-1122 (373 amino acids)
Biological process (GO): lipid metabolic process
Source: RefSeq, a predicted model, not a curated record
AUGGAGCUUAGCAAAGUGACGUUAGAGAUCUUCACCAAACUGGAGCAACAAUGGCUCUCCCACUGCGAAGACACUGUCAAAACUCGCAUACUCAGCAUUGACGGCGGUGGAACCACCGCAAUUGUCGCCGGCGCUGCCCUCAUCCACCUCGAGGACCAGAUCCGCUUCCAAACCUCCGACCCCCACGCCCAAAUCACUGAUUACUUCGACAUCAUCGCCGGCACCGGCAUUGGAGCCCUUCUCGCCGCCAUGAUCACCGCCGAUGACGGUUUCGGCAGGCCUCUCUACACAGCCAGAGAUGCCGUCAACUUCAUCGUCGAGAGGAAUCACGAACUCUACAAGCUCAGGCCGGCCGGAUUUUUCCGCCGGAACCGGAGAUUCUCCUCGAGGAGCAUGGAAAACGUGUUGAAGCAAGUGUUCCAAAGAAAAGAGGAAGAAAGACGGUUGUUGACCCUGAAGGACACGUGUAAACCCUUGCUUAUCCCUUGCUUUGACCUCAAGAGUUCAGCGCCAUUCGUGUUUUCCCGAGCCGACGCGUCCGAGUCACCGAGUUUCAACUUCGAGCUGUGGAAGGUAUGCCGCGCCACGUCAGCGACGCCGAGCCUCUUCAAGCCCUUCCACUUCGCCUCCGUCGACGGAAAAACCUCGUGCUCGGCCGUGGACGGAGGCCUGGUGAUGAACAAUCCGGCGGCGGCAGCCGUCACGCACGUCCUUCACAACAAGCGGGAUUUCCCAUCGGUGAACGGCGUGGAGGAUCUCCUGGUCAUGUCCAUCGGCAACGGAGCACAGGCGAAGAGAGUGCGUGACGUCCGUGAGUGCUUGACGUCGUCGGUGGUUGACAUUGCCCUCGACGGCGUUUCCGAGACCGUUGACCAGAUGCUGGGAAACGCAUUCUGUUGGAACCUUACGGAUUACGUCAGGAUUCAGGCAUUCGGUCUGGGAGGAGGAGAGGGAACGGAAGAAAAGGAGGUUCUGAGUGAGAGAGUGCUGGAGUCGUUACCGUUUGGCGGCAAACGGUUACUUCAGGAAACUAACGGUAACAGAAUCGAGAGCUUUGUGCAGCGUCUUGUUGCAACCGGAAAAGCUAGCCUGCCACCUAGUCCCUGCAAGGUUCCGCCGUAA